AUGAGGUUGCUCGACACAGACACAGGCCUGUUCGUCUGGGUCGGUGAUCCUAGGACAGCGUCAUACGCAAUCCUGUCCCAUGUGUGGGACCGAGAGGGCGAGCAGACAUACCAAGACCUACUCCGACUUCAGCAAUCCUUCCUCCCUAAGGUACGACGUGCGUGUCAAGUAGCGCGGGAGCAGGGCUACCGGUACAUCUGGAUCGAUUCGUGCUGCAUCGAUAAGAUGAACAUCCCCGAGUGCUCACGAGCGAUCAGCUCGAUGUACUCUUGGUACAGAGAGGCUGCGGUCUGCUACGCCUUCCUCGCGGACGUUGGGAUGAAGGACAGCUUCGUUUUUGAAUUCGCGGAUUUCCGCAAGAGCAAAUGGUUCACGCGCGGCUGGACGCUCCAGGAACUCAUCGCGCCACAGGUUGUCUUGUUCCUGUCGGCAGAUUGGCGCGCCCUCGGUUCGAAAUCCACUCUCGCUGCCGUGAUCGAGGACGUCACCGGCGUUGAGCGCACCAUCCUGCGCAAGCAGAAGGCACUCGCCACCGUCAGCGUCGCCAGGCGCAUGUCCUGGGCGGCCAAACGGCAGACGACCGUACUGGAAGACCGCGCGUACUCGCUGCUCGGUAUCUUCGACAUCAACAUUCCCACUUUGUACGGUGAAGGAGGACGCGCGUUCAUACGUCUACAGCAGGAGAUCCUGAAGCAACAUCCAGAUCAAAGCCUCUUUGUGUGGGGGAAG
Molecule: messenger RNA, 729 nt
Organism: Dichomitus squalens LYAD-421 SS1
Lineage: Eukaryota; Fungi; Basidiomycota; Agaricomycetes; Polyporales; Polyporaceae
Product: HET-domain-containing protein
Exons: 2
Source: RefSeq, a predicted model, not a curated record